UCUACUUCAGGUCAUUUGAAUCGCGAGCGUUCAAACUUCAUUGACUGCUUCACGAGGCCUCACAACAUUAGACAGUGCUAUUUUCUGUGGAACUUUGGCCAGUGUUUCAGGGAGGCGUCACAAGCAUGUCUCCGCUACGAGUGUUAUCGCUAGUGGCUGCAGCGCUUUGUAUGCUGUUCCUUCAACUGGAAGGAAUUCCGGUGCCAUCCGAUAGUGCUUCUGAUAGUGGAAUUCAUCCCUUGAAUACUUUGUUCCAUCCGGAUGAAGGCAGUGCAUGGAGUAGCAGCGAAAGUGAUCUUACCGCCAACAAUACCAAUGGUACCCAUAAGGAUUUAUAUGUAAUCAAAGCCGUGGUUUAUGAAAUCGGUCUUCUAGUUGAUGCUCCAGAUAACGACACUGAAGAAAUCGGUGAAGAACCAAUUACGGAACAACAAGUUGAUCUAACGUUCUUCAGUUCCGGCUCCAACAAGACUCACAUCAACCUCGGAGACAUUCCGCUCCCGGUGGCAACAAGUGUAAAUGGUCAGGUGCUCACGGGUAUUGCACCGGUCCACAUAGGAGCAGUUUCCAGCUUGAGCGAUGUUCUCGCCACUUUACCCAUCACCGGAACGAUCGUUAACAUCACCCAGACCAACACGUCAUACAUUGAGCUGACGAAGCAGAAUAUUAGCGACAUAGGCGACCCGGCGAACAUCGUGAGCGUCGCAGAUCUAGCGAAACUACCGAUAGAACCGUCCGGCCAACCGCUGGUGCCAACGGCAUUGGACAAAACCAUUUCUAGCCUGGCGGCGUCCGGUACGCAGUAAAUUAUCAGCUAGUAGAUGGUGGCUUGACGAGAGAGAAAGAAUAACAAUUUGUGAUGACAAAAGUCACACUUCGGUGACGUUCGGUUCGCGUGUAGUGAUAACUUAUUAGAAUUAUUGUGUGAUUUUGUAUUUUCGCAAUUUAUUGGCUCUCGUGUCGGAAAUAUAUACGGGCCAGUGAUUUUUUUUUGCUAUA
This is a messenger RNA of Uranotaenia lowii, 999 nucleotides long. RefSeq lists its product as uncharacterized. NCBI's taxonomy places the organism in Eukaryota, Metazoa, Arthropoda, Insecta, Diptera, Culicidae. The record is from RefSeq and is a predicted model, not a curated record. Bases 126 to 806 code for a protein of 226 amino acids. The transcript has 3 exons.